AUGCUUUUCCCUUGGUCCAGGAGUGACAUGAUCCUCUGUGUUCAGGGACCUCAUCCUUUGCUGGCAGAGGAAAAGAUCAGGAGACUGUCACUCAGGGGCAUUGAGGAAUUGUCAGAGCCCAUCAUGCAGCCUCUCCCAGUUAUGGCCUUCCAGGAGGAGUCCACGCCUGCCUUCGCAGCUCCAGUUCCAGACAGCAACUCACCUCAGGCACGGGACCCUGAAGAAGACCUCCUCUGCAUAGCAAAAACCUUCUCCUACCUGCGAGAAUCUGGUUGGUACUGGGGUUCUAUCACCGCCAGCGAGGCCAAGCAGCAUCUCCAAAAGAUGCCUGAGGGCACGUUCCUGGUACGGGACAGCACCCACCCCAGCUACCUGUUCACACUCUCCGUCAAGACGAACCGAGGUCCCACCAAUGUGCGCAUUGAAUACACUGACAGCAAGUUCCGGCUAGACUCCAACUACCUGUCCAAACCUCGCAUCCUGGCCUUCCCGGAUGUGGUCAGUCUUAUCCAGCAUUAUGUCAUGUCAUGCACAACAGAAAGCAAGACUGAGGCUCCUUAUCCACCUCCGUCUCCUCUACCUCCCAUGCAGAAAGAGAUGGCAGCAGCUGCAGUACACUUGAAACUCAUCCGACCGCUCAGCCGCAAGGACAACAUCCCCAGCCUGCAGCACCUGUGCCGGCUGCGGAUUAACAAGUGCACAGCCGACGUGGACCAGCUCCCUCUGCCCAGGCGGAUGGGGGACUAUUUGAAGCAAUACCCUUUCCAGCUCUGA
Acanthisitta chloris (rifleman) is the source of this 774-nucleotide messenger RNA. It is a transcript of the gene CISH, whose product is annotated as cytokine inducible SH2-containing protein. Gene Ontology annotation, cellular component: phosphatidylinositol 3-kinase complex. The coding region runs from base 1 to 774 and encodes 257 amino acids. The transcript has 3 exons. The record is from RefSeq and is a predicted model, not a curated record. Gene Ontology annotation, biological process: intracellular signal transduction; phosphatidylinositol phosphate biosynthetic process. NCBI's taxonomy places the organism in Eukaryota, Metazoa, Chordata, Aves, Passeriformes, Acanthisittidae. Gene Ontology annotation, molecular function: 1-phosphatidylinositol-3-kinase regulator activity.